This is a messenger RNA of Beta vulgaris subsp. vulgaris (sugar beet), 2805 nucleotides long. RefSeq lists its product as uncharacterized. Bases 560 to 2320 code for a protein of 586 amino acids. NCBI's taxonomy places the organism in Eukaryota, Viridiplantae, Streptophyta, Magnoliopsida, Caryophyllales, Amaranthaceae. The transcript is spliced from 8 exons. The record is from RefSeq and is a predicted model, not a curated record.
GAUGUCCAAAACAAAACCGGGGCAAAUAAAAGGGGACAACAGUUCAAGUUGCGCAGCUCUAGAAGACACGACAGGGAUUUAGAUUCAGCACCUUCUCUCUCUCUCUUUCUCUCUCCUGCUGUCUCAAAACUCUUGCAAUAUUCUUUGCUUCUCUGCCAUACUCGCUCUUCAACAUAUUGACCUCUAUCUUCCUUUAAAACCCUCAAUCAUUAAUUAGCUCAUCAAUAAUAAUUGCACGCUAUUCACAAAUUUCACAUUUUCUCAAAGCUUUCAAUUUCAAACUAAUCCGUACCAAUUCUUCCCAUCUUCUCAAUACAUUUAUUAAAAUCACUUAGCUCAAACUUUACCUUAAAGCAGCUAAACCCAGUUCAUCAAACAGCAAAUAUUAGUAUAAAAACAUUGACCCCUCAAAAAAAAAGUCAAAAUUAUGAGUACCCAGAUCAAUUUUCAGCUUCUUUGAUCCAAGAUUAGGAAAUUUGGGAAUCUAGAAAAUACCCAAUUUUUCCAAAAUUCCAACUUUUUUAUAUUUUUCUGGGUUUUUUUGUUGAUUAAAGUUGAGAUGUCAGCUUCAUGUCCUAGCAAUGCAAUCCAAUUCAACAGAACCCUUUGUGCUUGUGCACCAGGGUAUCUCUUAAAUGCUACUUCUAAUAACUGCACUUUGUUCACUAACUCUCCUUCAAAUUGGGUUGUUAAUUCUGGGAUUGAUUAUUCAAUUUCAUUCCCUGAAACUGUAUUCUCUUUUGACCAAAUCAAGAAGUUUACUCAGUCUCAAGCUGUUUUCUUGGAAGCUACUGCAAUCUUGUUGGCUUCUUGGCUUUUGUUUUGUGUGUUUGUGAGGUUUGGCAAGUUGAGUGGUGGAAGGUCUAUUUGGUUCCAGAUUAGAUGGUGGAUCAGCCGCCUUGAUGUUUGCUUUGCUACUAGACAUUGGCUGGAAGAUCAGAAGGUAGUUAGGAAGAGAAAGACUGAACUUGGUGGAGCAUUCUCCGUUGCUAGCUGGAUACUUUUCAUUGGUCUGUUCGCGGCGCUUCUGUAUCAAAUCAUAUCCAAAAGAAGUGUAGAGGUGCAUAAUCUUAGGGCAACAAACGCUCCUGAUUUAGUAUCUUUCGUGAAUGAUUUGGAGUUCAACAUUACAACCAUUUCCGCUAUGAGCUGUUCUCAGUUGCGUGGUCUCGGUACUAUAUUCUUGGGAAACCCAGGUUCCAUUGACUAUCGGGUAUCACCUCUCUCUACCUUUGCCAACUAUUCUUGUCUUAACACUACUCUUGGACCAAAAGUAAGUUUGAGAUGCAACAAUUGCCCGCUUGUAAGGGAUAGUGUGUACAUCUCUUGGCAAUUUGUUGAUGUUCCCGGUGAACCUGCCAGUGCAGUUGCCUUUGAAUUCAAUCUUUCAGCAAGAUACCCUGCACAGAAAAAACAUAUGAGUUUAGUCAGUGGUGUAGUGAGUAAUGGAACUGAUCUGGACAGUGCAUCUUUAACAUUUAGAGGCAGGGAUACAAAUAUAUUGAAGUUCAAUUUGUUUCCCAGAGUAUAUCAGAAGUUACAUAAUCUAAAGCUUGUCCAACCUUUGUUCCAUGAGUUUCUUCCGGGUUCCUUUAUAAGAGAUGCAAAUGAGCUUCAAGUGUCCCUUCAGAGUUCAAAUAAUGGAUUGAUCAACACCACAUUGCUUAUCAAUUUUCUCUCUGACUACAUUGUUGAGAUUGAUAAUCAGAAUAUCAUGGGACCAGUGAGCUUCCUCGCAGAUCUUGGUGGUCUAUACUGCAUAAGUAUUGGGAUUUUCUUCUACCUUUUGGUGCAAUGUGAAUAUAGGGUCAAAAGACUACGUAAUGAAGAUCAGGUUUUCAGGAAUAUCAGAAGCAGAUGUAAAGCUAAGGCUCACUGGGACAAGUUGAGAAAGUAUGUGAUGUAUACAUGGGGCCCUAGUUCAUUACUUGAAGAAAAUUAUAACUUCAAUAGUGACGGAUGCUGUGCUUGUGCUGGUGGUUCCUCGCUCAGAAAGGGUGAAUCCUUGCACACAAGGACUCGUCAAGAAAUUAGCUUGCGUGCCAUUAGUUUCGACAAGAAAGAUAGCUCACAUAAAGGGAUGGCUGGAAAACAUUUGUCAGAACCUGCAAAACCCACAAAAGAUGACAAUAUUCCGCUUCCGCCCAGUUUACCCGAACUUAAUGGAAGUUCUACAGUGGAUUUGUCUGAUAUCCAAAAGAACCUUCAAGAACUAUACAAAUAUAACACAAUGCUAAGGAAGGAACUGGUCAAUACCCAGUCUAUGCUACGUACUUUAACAGGCAAGCAUCCACCUGUUCCAUCAGAAGGCCAGACGUGAUGACAAAUUAGCCAGUUGACGGAACCUGAAAUCAUCUCCAGCAGCUUUAAGCCACUUUAGAUGUCGACUUCAAGAGCUUCGGAUCAUCUUGAUGAACUCUUUCCCGCUGUUAUAAACUCUUCCGGACAGUAGAUGAUGUCCUUGACCGUGUGAAAUUCUAUAUGUGGGCAUUGAACGUCAAUGUGUGAUCCUAAAGGUAAAGUUCAUCGUUUCUUGGAGUUACAGAAUAUGAGUUUGGAUGCUGCAAUUCUGCCCAAACUACCUUCUUGUGAUCGUCAUUUGUUGAUACCGAAAAAUACAUAGUGAAGAUAUCAUAGUGCAUAAGUUCUGUUUGAGGUCCACCAUAUGUGCCUCUCUUAAUUUGUUGUUCUAGUUUGUAUCAACUUUUUAUUUUUUUAAAUUGUUUCACAGAACAUUAAACCCAGAUGAUAAAUGCUGCCAUUGGUGUUUGGGGGUUUAUUAUAAUGCCUCAUUUUUUCGCUGUA